Messenger RNA from Apus apus (common swift), 7108 nucleotides. It is a transcript of the gene SGPP1, whose product is annotated as sphingosine-1-phosphate phosphatase 1. NCBI's taxonomy places the organism in Eukaryota, Metazoa, Chordata, Aves, Apodiformes, Apodidae. The record is from RefSeq and is a predicted model, not a curated record. Gene Ontology annotation, molecular function: sphingosine-1-phosphate phosphatase activity. Gene Ontology annotation, biological process: sphingosine metabolic process; phospholipid dephosphorylation. The transcript is spliced from 3 exons. Bases 221 to 1480 code for a protein of 419 amino acids. Gene Ontology annotation, cellular component: endoplasmic reticulum membrane.
GAGAGCCGGGCGUCGUCGGGCGGUGUCCGUCGCUCCGCCAGGGCCCGCCCUCGAGCGGGGUUCGUCUCUUUCUCCCCCCCUCACCCGCGGCGCGCACCGGAGCCUCCAUCCCUCCGGUUGCCCCUCAGGCGAAGCCCCCUCCGUUGCCCGCCCGCCGGCCCCGGCAGCGCCUCGCCCCCCCCCUCAGCCCGUUCCUCGCGGGUGGCUUCGCCCGCUCGCCAUGGCUCUCUGCCGCCGCCUGGCCCGGCUGGCCGCCCACCUGCAGGACCCGCGGAAAGUGGCCGCCUUCCAGCGGCUGUGCGGGGUGGAGGGGCCUUCGGGCUGGGCCGACCCGGAGCACCGAGCCGGGGGCGUGGGGCCGGUGGUUAACGGCGGCCCCGCGGCGGCGGAGCGGGCAGGAGAGCAGGAGCAUCCAGCUGGGAACGGGAGCGUGCCCGGCGGGGCGGGCCCCCCGGAGCGGUGGAGGAGGAGGCCGCGCCGCAACUCCCUGACGGAGGAGGACGGCAGCCAGGAGUUCGCCACCCGCAGCCGCUUCCUCUACUAUCUCUUCAGCCUGGGCACGGAGCUGGGGAACGAGCUCUUCUACAUCCUCUUCUUCCCUUUCUGCAUCUGGAACUUGGACGCCUGGCUGGGCCGGAGACUUAUCAUCAUCUGGGUGUGGGUGAUGUACCUGGGGCAGUGCACCAAGGAUGUCAUCCGCUGGCCGCGGCCUGCCUCCCCGCCCGUGGUGAAGCUGGAAGUCUUCUACAACUCCGAGUACAGCAUGCCCUCCACCCACGCCAUGUCGGGCACUGCCAUCCCCCUGGCUCUCCUGCUGCUCAGCUACGGCCGCUGGCAGUAUCCCCUUAUAUUUGGACUGAUCCUUGCAUUCUGCUGGUGUUCUUUGGUUUGCUGUAGUCGAAUUUAUAUGGGAAUGCAUUCAAUUUUGGAUGUUAUUGCUGGAUUUCUGUAUGCUAUUCUCAUCUUGGUUGUCUUCCAUCCAGUUGUGGACCUGAUUGAUAACUUCAAUUUAACUUACAAAUACGCACCCUUGAUUAUCAUCAGUCUCCAUUUAGCCCUGGGCAUCUUCUCUUUCACUCUAGACACCUGGAGCACCUCACGAGGAGACACAGCUCAGAUCCUCGGCUGUGGUGCUGGAGUAGCCUGUGGCUCUCACGUUAACUACCUAAUGGGUCUAAAGCUAGAUCCUCCUCCCCAUACCUUACCUUUAUCUCUUUCCUCUCUCACUGUGACUGUGUUUGGAAAAGCCAUAUUGAGGUUGUUGAUUGGAGUCAUAGUCCUGUUGUUAACAAAAAUAGCCAUGAAAAAAGCCACGAUUCCACUGGCAUGUAGAAUAUUCCGCGUACCACAUGAGGAUAUACGGAAAGCCAGGCAACGCAUGGAAGUCGAGCUUCCCUAUCGCUAUAUUACGUAUGGAACAGUUGGGUUCUCCCUCAUGUUUAUUGUUCCUUGCCUCUUCCAUUUUAUUGGUCUUUCCUGAUACAGUUUUAGCACUCUAAAUAGGGAGAACAGAGCUAGUUGCUUUUUGAAGAGGUGCACUAGUUUGCAAAGGGGAGGCCAGCGAGCUUGGCUUUAGCAGGGCCUUCACUCUAACAGCAAUACGUAGCAGGCAAAGCAUUUAAAGAACUUUGCACAUCUUUGGGUAUGGUAUGGGGCCAGAAGUCAAAUAUCAGCCCCCAAGAAGUGCUGAACUCUAUAAAUGCUGUGUCUAUAGUCUUAUUGCUGUAACAGAGUCUGUGUGUGUAUGAUGCAAUGAAUGUAUAUGGAAUGUCUGUUGUUCAGUACCUGCAUACACUGACAUUUAACAGGUAUGUCUGACAGCUGAUCAGAAAGCACCAUUCAUGAUCUAUUUGCCACUUUGUAGUAAUUUAUUCAAGUUAUUGGACCAUAAACUGCUAGAUUUGCUUCCCUCGAAGUCUUGCUUCAAGAUGUUUCAGCCAAUAGGCACUUGUCAUGGACCAAACUCGUAAUGAGGUUGAAUUUUGCUGAAAAACCCAACAGCAGCCUUUUUUUUUAGCCCCCCACCCCCUCUACAAAGUAGUGUCUGGAUUGGCAUUGGUAGAUAUCACUAGAGUACAUAUGAUUCAGGUACUGUAUUUCAUGGUUUAAUAAUUGUGCCUUUCUGUUGCUAAAUUAAGAAAUGCCAUAUAUACUGUGAUGUAAAAAUGCCUAAUUUUAUUUAAAAUCCUACAUAAUUAGGCAGAUAUUUUAAAAUGUUAGAUUGUCCAUGUUGCUGGCAUGGUUCAAGUUAACCAGCGUACUCAGUUUAGCCUGAUCACAAUUGCAUAAAUGAAAAGACCUAAGAAUUAUGUCCCUAAGUUCAAGAUGUUGUAAAUGGACAAUAAUCCCUUUUGUAAGUAUUUUUAAUGAGUGUUGUAAGUUACUGGAAGAGCAUAUAUUUUUCUGGAGAUUGUUUAUACAGUGGACAGAUAGUCAAAAUUAAUGACCUAAACAUAUAAACAAUAAAAACAUCCCAUUCUGCAAAGAAAUGGGCUUUUCUUAUUCUUCCAAACUAAUGUAGAAGAUGUAGAAGGACCAUUGUUUUUAGAUAUUCGCUUAUAAAAUAUAAUACUUAUUCUAGAAAAAAAAAGUAUUUUUAUGCAUUAACAUACUGGAUUUAAAGGUGAUAAUCACUCUUAUCCAAUUUAGAUAGCUGUAAGACUAGAUAAUAAUCAAAUUUUUAAUAAUUCUGAUAGGCAGAUUGUGAGCAGUCAGGACAGCAUGAUCAGUGCAAACCUGGUUUGUGCGUAUCUAUGUUUUACUGAAUUAUUACACACUUUUCAACUUUUCAUGAUCCUUUUUCCAGUGAUGAGCAGAAUAUGACCCUUCAACUGUAAUUUCAUACGCCUCUUUUGUGCUUCAUUUAGUCUGUGUUAAUGUGUUGCCUAAUCUGGUCUUUCUGUUAGGAACUGUUGUACUGCAGGAGGAGCUGCCCUGUUGUCUGGCCAGCCAUGAAUUAGUUUUGUAUUGUAGAUUUUUUUCAGGAGAAACAUAAUUUGGUUGGGAAGUAGACUGAUUAGCUAGAAUACAAAGCUUAUGUUUUUUGUCAACAGUAUUUGGAACUGGAGGGGGGCUUUUUUUGUGUUGGAGCUCAUAUCUCCAAACUGUUAAUAUGUAAAUUAACAAAAUUAGCUUUGUAUCUCUCUCCUCCAGGCAGCCGCAGUUAAGGUACGUUGGCAUUAGAUGCUGUGAAAAGGUGACUUUUUGGGUGCAUUUUUUCUUCAAUGCAUUCAGAGUGCACCGCUCUGAGCUUAUAUCAAACUGAUGGUGUGUUCAACAGCUCCUGCAGUUGAAAAGACCUUAUCUAGUAGAACAUGGUUAGCUUGUUUCAGUGCAUAUUUCUGGAUUUGAUUUUUCUCCCUGUUCCUCUUUUGCAGUUUAAUCCUGAAUGUGCAGUAAAAGGUAACUUGAGGGAGGGGUUUCCACUGGUGUGGCUUCACACAAUAAGAUAGUCAUUGGAUAAGUAGCUGGGGGAAUGUUAUACAAAAUGCCUUAUGCUUAAAGCCCUGACCAAGUGGUGUAGUUCCAAUUAUAUUAAAUUAAUCUGAGGCAUGGUAAAUAUAAUAGGAUAACUUUAUCUGAAACUUAGGGCAUAUUCUCCUUAAAUAUCCUAGUUUUACAGUUUGUAGUGAAAAAUGUUUCAAUUCUGGCAUGGAAGAGACAAGUGAGAAAAAAUAAUUUUUAAGGUACAUAUUUGACUUCUAGGAACUUCAGCUUUACAGCAUAAGAGCAUUCUUAAAGCUGUCUUUUCUAGCUGUGCUUGCUCUGUUUUACUAUUAAUGGGAAAUAAAAUCCACUGUGGAAGAUGCAGAAUGGGUGAAAAAAUCAUUGCAGGUAGGGCUUUCAAGAGGCUAAGGAAAAUAGCACUGUAGCUUAUUCUACUGUUAAUCACAGAUAUAUAUUUUAUAUUUUUAUACAUUGGGUAACUUCAAAAUGUCAUGUUCCAUGUACCACAUAGUCUAGUACACAGGAAAUGUAAAUCAGAAUGUUUAUACAGCACCUUUACAACCCUGUCUCUAAGACUGCAAAAACUUAACUGAAGUUUACAUGAAAAAGAUUUUACUCUAUUUUCAUGUUUUGUAAGGGGCUAGGUUCAAGAGGUCAGUUUAGCACAAAAUAUCAUGCAAUAUGAAUACUGUUACAGAACAAAGAAUCACCAAAAUGCAAAAAUUUAAAAUCCCAACUUAAGUGUUUGUAUUUUAGUAUAUUUUUGUUAAAUAAUAAGGUAAGAUUCCUCCAAAUCAGGCAUUACAAAACAGCAGGUAGUACUGGAGCACUUUCUUUGCCCUAAGGUAUUCCUAGAGUGGAACACAAAAAAUGUUUCUAGUGUGAGCAUCAGCUGGUACCAAAUCACUUAUAAAUAAAUUUCAUACAGCUUUAAAAGGUAGUUAAAUGUUGUUUCAGAAAGAUAAUACACUUGAAACCUUCCACGAAGUGGUGCAAAAACAUCUUCAUAUGUCACUGCUCGUGACUUCCUCAGUUUUGAAUUGUCAUAAAGAGAGAAACACUAGUACUUUAUAGAAGCAGAUGUAAACACAUUUAUUACAGAAAGCUGUGAGUUAAAUUUUUUUAUUACUGUAUGAAAGAAAACCUGCAACUAACAGUCAUGUAGAGUGUAAUUUGGCACAAAAUUCUGUUUUCUAAGAAGCUGAAGACACUCGAAUUAGUCUUGGACUGCCUUAAACACAGGAGCAAGAUUUUUUCUGACUUGGCCUUCAAUCAGAACUAACAUAUACAUUGCAUUGUGGGGAAGCUUUAGAAAUUAAUAUUUCAAAAGAAGUUUCAUGUUUAUUAAAAAAAGCUGUUACUUUUCUGUCCCAUACCAUGAACUGGGGUUGAAGCAUCUUCUGUGUGAUCAGCUAUGAAGCUCUUCAGUCUCUGAUCACAUUUGCCUUACCACUUACUUGGCAAAUUGGGGAGGGGAAGAAGCUAUUUUAAGGUAAAUUGGCAAACCAAAGGGAGUUGUAUUUUGUUUAUCUACUUGGUUUGUUUUUUUUUUUACCAGAACAGUGUUAAAUUGUCUGGAUUUUAAAAGCUAUUUUGCUUUCUUUUGCUACUCUUUUUUUUUUAAUUACUGCUUUCAGUAUUUUUUACUCAAUUUAUUGCUUGUUUCCCAGGGAGUGUCCUGAACUUUUUGUAAGCAAUUGCUACUUAUGUGAAGAUUGUAAUUUUGAACUUGUAAAUACUUAAGGGCUGUUAGUGGCUGUUUGCUGCUCAAAUACAUAAAAACAAACCUUGCAUGCUGUAAGUAAAUACAUCUGUUGUGCUGAAAGUUGUUGCUAUUUCAGUAUUUGCUUUCUCAAUACAAACUAGAGAUUUUUCCACACACAAUACAUAAGAUAUUUAAUGACUCAGUGGUAUGAAGGGGCAUUGAUGUCUAACUCCUGUUAACUUUACUGGGAGUUCUAGUUCCUUCCAUAUGACAUUGGGAAUGAACCCUGACGUGUAGAGGCAUCAGUGUGUGUGAAGUGACUUAACCUUCUAAGGUGUAAAUGUCCUUCCCUUGCUUUGGAGGUCUGAGAGAUUGUUCUUUUUAAAAUAAUACUUGGCCCAGUUUUCACUAGACUUAUAAAGGGCUUAACUAGGAAGCUGUUUCUCAGUAGCUGGAACUGGUUGUACAUUUGCAACACUUAAUUGACACUUGUCCCUCUGUACUGUGGUUAUGCUGAAGGACAAGAUGCCAGAGUAAUAUCAGUAGAUAAAAUGAUGACAGGAGAAUUGAUUUCUUGCUUAUUGUGACUCAAUUUACUGUAACUGAUUCUUAGGUGGUUUUAUUUGGUCUAAUGUAGAAUGUUUCUGGGUUAUACAAUUUAUUUCUAUAUUCUACAAAAUUACUUUAAGGAAACUUUGACUUUUUUCAUGGGAGGAAGUCUCAUUGAAUGACUUUAUGCCAGAACUUUAUUCUAGUGGAAAGCUUAAGUGACCUUUUUGUUUCAGAAAAAAAACAACAACUAUAAGCCUACUUUUAAAAAUACUGUAAAUACUGUAUUUGUCAGUGGAUUCAUUGUAUCACUAAUGUUGAUUUUCUUCUUAAAAUACUUCUUGAAACAAAGGCAGACAAAGGUUAAUUUGGAAACAAAAUGUGAUGACGUGUGUCAGAGAGGAUGUGACUCCUUAGGUGUUCUCUAAAAAGUGAGUAUCACAUACUGGAGUUGAAGCAAAUGUAACUAUGCGUUAGUAAAAUGUCUUUGCACUCCAUUCUGCACCAGAAAUAAUUUGCAUGUUGGUAAGAGUCCAGUUAACAAUAUGAAGCCAAGCAGUUGGUUUUUGCAGUGUAUAAUUAGUAACUGUUCCUUUAAGAUCAAAGAGUAGAGGGUACAUAGGAGAAUACUACCUUAAAGAUACCAUAAAUGUAAAUAAAAAGUCUUAAGUUGAAGAAUUUUUAUUCAUCUUUAAGCUUUGACUAAAUUAGUCACUAAGUUUUUCCCACAACUUUAUUUUUGUUAGAAAGUGUAAAGGAAGACAAGGGUGAUACUCCUGGAACAGAAAUUAGAUCUUCAGACAAUGAUAGAUGUCUAAAAUAUCAUAACUGAAGAAGACUAAUUCAGGAUUUAGCAACCUGAAAAGAGCAAAGUCUGAGGGGGAUUUUGUAUUAAACUUAAUGCACUUAAAAAUUAUGCCAAAAUUUGGCCUAUACUUGAUUUAUAUGAAAUCUGUAGUACAGUAUAGAUGUAAUAUAUUGCUUAAUUUUUAUGUAUAGUUUUUUUCUUGUUACGGUAUUCCCUAUUCCCUGACAAAGCAACUGUUCAUAAAAUAUAAGCCAGCAUUGUCUAAGGUCAGGCUGUGUAUUAGUAGUAUUUCAGGGAAUAAUGCAGUUGUAACCCCCAGUCUCUCAACCUCUUGGAGAACUUUAUUUAAAAAAAAGUUAAUUUCAAAUGCAAGCCCUGACUUAGUUGAGUAUCACAUAAAUGGUUUCUGUAUAACAGUGUACAACUGAAGUUUUUAAAAUUAAUACAUCAGAACUUUUGGUUAUAUUAUCAUUAAUGAGUUUGUAUUCAUUGUACACUUUCUGCAGUUGACAACUAAUAUUUAAACUCAUAUUGACUGGUAACUGAAGUGUCUAACUUCAUCUGCAAUGAGUGGGUAAUAAACUACUGUUGGAUUCAAA